Messenger RNA from Rana temporaria (common frog), 754 nucleotides. Its product is annotated as unconventional myosin-XV-like. Gene Ontology annotation, cellular component: myosin complex. Gene Ontology annotation, molecular function: ATP binding; cytoskeletal motor activity; protein binding. The record is from RefSeq and is a predicted model, not a curated record. Bases 1 to 729 code for a protein of 242 amino acids. The transcript has 5 exons. NCBI's taxonomy places the organism in Eukaryota, Metazoa, Chordata, Amphibia, Anura, Ranidae.
AUGUUGGACGUUUUCCUCAGUCCCAGUGAAAAUGAUCAUCAAGACACAGAGGGUGAACAUAGACUGCAAUACAAACCUGAUAGAGUUUCUAACUUCACCCCACCCCAUUCAAAACUCAGAAAAAAUGGUUUUGGAAACACCCUUCCAGGUAUAUUUGAUGUGGAGUUUGUAAGCUCCCAGCUGAGGAACUCAGGCAUGCUAGAAGCCGUACAGUUAAUGAAAGAUGGCUAUCCGAUCCGUAUCCCAUUUAAAGAAUUUGUGAACAGAUAUGGUCAUCUGGUGGAGAAAGUCAUCUCUUUUCCUGAUGACAGAGAAUGCUGCGCUGCUGUUCUCAACAAAACAUUUGGUGGCUCGUCAUCGUUAUAUCAAAUUGGCAUCUCUAAGGUGUUCCUAAAGGAGCAAGGCCGGGUAGUACUAAGGAAGAAAUGGGAAGAACUCCAGAGCUUUGCAGCUCUCACUCUACAGAAAAAUCUUAGAGGGUUUCUUAACCGCAAAAAUUUUCAGGUUUAUCGGCGCAAGAUCACUGUUGUUCAAGCACACGUCAGGGGGCGUCAGGCCAGGAGACGUUACAGAAGACUGAAAUACAACAGAGUCCAGUUUGGGGCUGUCCUGUUAAUCUCCAGAAUUUCUUCCAUACACAGGCGCAUCUGCCAGGUGAGUCAAGCAGUCAUCCUAUAUCUGCAAGGGACACCUCCUAUCUUUCUAGUACGUCACUCUCCUGCCAUAUAAACAUAUUUUUUCCACUCAACUUAAU